Messenger RNA from Monoraphidium neglectum, 681 nucleotides. RefSeq lists its product as hypothetical. Gene Ontology annotation, cellular component: extracellular region. Gene Ontology annotation, biological process: proteolysis. Lineage: Eukaryota; Viridiplantae; Chlorophyta; Chlorophyceae; Sphaeropleales; Selenastraceae. The coding region runs from base 1 to 681 and encodes 226 amino acids. The transcript has 5 exons. The record is from RefSeq and is a predicted model, not a curated record. Gene Ontology annotation, molecular function: cysteine-type peptidase activity.
AUGGAAGCCGGGCUUUAUCAGCAGGUCGUCGGCUACGGCGUCGCGGGCUCAGACCCCGCCGGCGAGGACGCGCCCGAUGACGAGGACGACAAGGAGCUGCUCAAGACCCGCGCCUACUGGAUAGUCAAGAACAGCUGGGGCGGCGGCUGGGGCGACAAGGGUUACAUCAAGAUCCGCAUCGGCCGCGGCAAGGCCGGGCUCUGCGGCAUCGCCUCCCAGCCCUCGUACCCCCUCAAGACCGGCCCCAACCCGCCGCCCGCACCCAAGCCCAAGCCGGGGCCGGGCCCGAAGCCGGGGCCCAAGCCGGGGCCGCCGAAGCCGGUCGAGUGCGACAGCAACAACGAGUGCCCGGCGGAGACCACCUGCUGCUGCGUCGCCAACAUCGCCGGUUUCUGCUUCGGAUGGGGCUGCUGCCCGAUGCCCAAGGCCACCUGCUGCGACGACGGGGAGCACUGCUGCCCCAACGACCUGCCCGUCUGCGACACGGCCAACGGCCGCUGCCUGCCGCCCUCAUUCGCCGCCGGCGCCGCCGGCGCGGUGCGCUCGGUGCCGUGGGCGACCAAGACGCCCGCGGUGCGCAAGACGGCGGCCUUCUACGGCAAGGGGCGCUUCGCCAAGGGGCGGCAGGGGGCCAAGUUUAUCGGCGAGCAGGCGGGCGGCCUGCCUGUUGCGGCGUCGUAG